AUGAGAUCAAGAUAUACAGGAUCUAAGCUGCUAAUCUUCAAACCACAUUUAACCAACUGUAAAAAUACUUAGAUACAUAGUGAGCAUAGGAAGCUUGUAUUGAAUUGCAUUAUACAUUAAAAUGGCUCUAAACUUGAGGACAGUGUUUCAUGUAUUGGCUUUCAGCUGGUAUGCAUUUGUGGUCCAAAGUCUUGCAGCUAAAGAUGGUGAAGAAUUACCACCCGGGAUUUUUGUGUACGGAGGACCAUGGAAAUACCUCACUUUUCUAAACCUGUUGUUGCAGAUGACAUUUUUUGGCCUGGCUGCAGCCUCAGACCUCCAGGAUGCAAAGAAGUCUCAGAGUUCUUUGGAGAGAUGUAAAGACUUGCUCUUCACUGUGUUUGGAUUUCCAGUGGGAAUGUUUGUCGUCCUGCUCUUCUGGUCCAUUUUUGCUUAUGACAGAGAGUUGGUUUAUCCAGCUACAAUUGAUGCAUUCUUCCCUCCUUGGAUGAACCACGCUAUGCACACAUUUGUCUUUCCCAUUUUAUUAGUAGAAAUUUUGCUGCAGCCUCAUUUUUAUCCAAAGACUAAACAAGCUGUCACUGCCCUGAGCCUUGUGGGUGUGUCUUACUUGUCCUGGAUUAUUUGGGUCUUCUUGUCGGCUGGGGUCUGGGUCUACCCCCUCCUCAAAUACUUCAGCGGUGUCGGACUGGUGGGGUUUUUCAUCUUCAACAUGGCCACAGUGACAGUAUUGUAUGUGAUUGGAGAGAAACUCAACAACAAAGUAUGGGGUAAACAAAUUGAACAGAUGACAGCAAAGUUGAGAUAAUCUUUCAUCAGUUUACA
Molecule: messenger RNA, 825 nt
Organism: Periophthalmus magnuspinnatus
Lineage: Eukaryota; Metazoa; Chordata; Actinopteri; Gobiiformes; Gobiidae
Product: androgen-dependent TFPI-regulating protein
Exons: 6
Coding region: 122-808 (228 amino acids)
Cellular component (GO): membrane; endomembrane system
Source: RefSeq, a predicted model, not a curated record